UUUCCUCCCAGGCGGUCCUAGGAGGCCUUUCUUCGCCGGUGGUUGAGUCAGUUUUCCUCGCCACCUGUGACAGCUCUUCGCAGACGCCCGCGGCUUAGCGCCUGCGCGGACUGCGGGCGUCCGUCACCAUGGCAACGACAGCUGGGGGCCCUGGAUCUUGGAGUGAAAAUAUACUGCAGUAUUUUCUGAGAAAUAACCAGAUCACUACAGAAGACGGUGCCCAGAUCACUUGGUAUCAUGCAGCCAACCACAAGGCACAGCUGAAGGAGGCGCUGAAAAGUACUGCUCACAUGAUAGAGGCUGAUGUCCUCCUUGCAAGUAAUGGGUCAGACCAUGGCCAGCCAAUCAUGGCUCAUCCUCCUGAAUCAAGCAGUGAUAAUACUCUACAGGAGUGGCUGACUGAAGUUGUGAAAAGCAAUAAAGGUAUCAAGCUGGAUUUCAAGAGUCUGGCAGCUGUAGAACUGUCCAUGGUGCUCUUGGAAAAUGUGAAGAGGCAUCUGAGGCGUCCUGUGUGGAUUAAUGCUGAUAUUCUUCCUGGUCCGAAUGGGAAUAGCAGAGUAGUGGAUGCAAAACCUUUUAUAGACACUGUGACAUCCUUCUUUCCAGACUUGACAUUUUCCCUGGGUUGGACAACAGGAUGGCAUCCUGAGAAAGUCAAUGAAGGCUACACUUGGACAAUGGUGAAGGAAAUGGAAUGCAUCUGUAGUGAACUCAGUCAGCCUGUAACAUUUCCUGUCAGAGCAGCAUUAGUCAGGCAGUCUUGUUCUCAGUUACUCUGGCUGUUAAAGAAAUCAAACAGGUACAGCCUGACUAUUUGGACUGGAAAAAAUGAUAACUAUUCCAUUGAAGAUUUGCUUUGUAUAAGAGACCAUUUUGAUAAAAAACGAGUUUUCUAUGAUAUCUUGGAACCACAAAAUAAUGAAUUUAAACAAGCCAUUGGAAUCAAUGUCUAAGAAGAAGAUUCUUCUAAAUUAUUCAUGGUUUGGUUUCAUAAUCCUUCUCUGCUUUGGUCUGAAUUAAUUACCAAUAAAUUAUGAUGAUUGA
This is a messenger RNA of Phyllostomus hastatus (greater spear-nosed bat), 1044 nucleotides long. It is a transcript of the gene FAM151B, whose product is annotated as family with sequence similarity 151 member B. Lineage: Eukaryota; Metazoa; Chordata; Mammalia; Chiroptera; Phyllostomidae. The record is from RefSeq and is a predicted model, not a curated record. The transcript has 6 exons. Bases 129 to 953 code for a protein of 274 amino acids.